Messenger RNA from Arctia plantaginis, 1812 nucleotides. The record is from the annotation of a GenBank genome assembly. NCBI's taxonomy places the organism in Eukaryota, Metazoa, Arthropoda, Insecta, Lepidoptera, Erebidae.
AUGAAUAACUGGCGUUUACUAUUACUUGCGUUAGUCGCGGUUUUUCAACCAAUUACCUCUUUUACCGAACGCAGCCUUGUUGAUGGAAGGCAACAGUGUUGCGACCGUCAAACGGAUACUUUGCUCCGAGACUUAAGACCUAACCUUUAUGUAAAUAACCGGCUUGCAAAACCCUUUUGGACCUUACAUCGCCUAAACUUUAGAGAUGAGACACGUGAAGAUCGGCAAUUGAGGCAACGGGUUACCUUAUUUCCUCGUCGCUCUACGGAGAGAUCGUUGGAGAAUAUUCGAGAGAGAAAUUUAAAACAAAGCCCGUUAAUCACUUCACGGUUUACUCGAGUAGAUUACCGUACAGUCGUAAGUGAUGUUGUUGGCAGAACUAAUGAGGCACUUUCGCGUUACUCUCAAUCAAGAGAUGAUAGCCGAAUCAAUCGUCUAAGCAAUGAGCGGCAAGACAGAGAGAUGCAGCUCAAUGGCAGGACUAAUAAAUUACUUUCGCGUUACUCUCAAUCUAGAGAUAAGAGCCGAAUCAAUCGUCUAAUCAAUGAGCGUCAGGACAGAGUAAUGCAGCGCGAUGUCAGGACUAAUGAAUUCCUUUCGCGUUACUCUCAAGCAGGAGAUGAAAGCCGAAUCAAUCGUCUAAGCAAUGAGCGUCAGGACAGAGAGAUGCAGCGCAAUGGCAGGGCUAAUGAGUUCACUUCGCGUUAUUCUCAAUAUAGAGAUGAGAGCCGAAUCAAUCGUCUAAGCAAUGAGCGUCAAGACAGAGAGAUGCAGAGUAAUGCCAGAACCAAUGAGUUACUUUCGCGUUACUCUCAAUCAAGAGAUGAGAGCCGAAUCAAUCGUCUAAGCAAUGAACGUCAGGACAGAGAGAUUUCAAAGACAGACCGAAUGGAAUUUAGGUCUGAAACCGUUCAUCGGAUGACAUCAACGAGAGCUUCUCGAGACAGUCUUUGGAUGCAAAGAGUAGCCGAAGACCGUACUCGCGUUUAUCAUGAAAGUCGUCUACUUCUUGAAAGGGAACGAGUAAAUAAACCCACUCAUGAACGUCGUGAGCAAGAGCGUCAUGCUGAACAACGACGAUCACUCUCUGAAAAUUCCAAUGUAAUAAACCGAGUACGGGAUAUGGGAGUAAAUUUUAGGGACCAGAAACGAGAAAAUCGGGCAAGAUCGGCAGUGAGCCUUCAACAUAGCAAUGCCCAUAGACAAUCUAGGGCAACUGUAAAAGAAAAUACUGAUCUUAGCGUUUCAGAUGAGAGGAUGCUUUUGGAUCGUAGGGAAAUCGAGUCUAGAUUAAUAAACGGUAGAAAUGUUCGAGAUCGAGUUGUCGAAAACCGACGGGACACGAGGCUAACGGAGAGGUUAUCUAAGGAAACUCAUGACGUUCAAUUCGUUCAGGAAAGUCGGGUCGAAUCGAGGGCUUCAAGGCGGACGGCCGAACGAGAUAGCCGGGUAACAGACCAAAGGGCACGUUCCAGGAAUAUUCAAAACUUCCGCGAUGCUAGAUCAGAUUCAAAAUUGAGCCUAUAUGAUAAUACACUUCGUGGAUCUGAUGCUUCCCGCAGCCAGACUGCAUAUCGUGGCACAAUGGCUAACCGGGACAGGAAUAUAGUUGACAAUAGAUUCCGAAAUGUCGAGUCUGCCAGGGCUCGUGACAACAGUAUUAUUAUUCAAAAACUUGACACUGAGAACGAGCUCAUCAGUAAUUGGCAAUACAUUUUCUACUCGAUUCAAGCCGCCUACAUAUGUGGAUUUGUCAUACAGACGCUGACACCAAAUCGUUAUGAAAAAUCCAAAAUGGGGUCAGUAAUUUAG